This is a messenger RNA of Penicillium vulpinum, 1629 nucleotides long. Its product is annotated as Major facilitator superfamily domain general substrate transporter. Gene Ontology annotation, cellular component: membrane. The coding region runs from base 1 to 1629 and encodes 542 amino acids. Gene Ontology annotation, biological process: transmembrane transport; carbohydrate transport. Gene Ontology annotation, molecular function: carbohydrate:proton symporter activity. The transcript has 4 exons. NCBI's taxonomy places the organism in Eukaryota, Fungi, Ascomycota, Eurotiomycetes, Eurotiales, Aspergillaceae. The record is from RefSeq and is a predicted model, not a curated record.
AUGGCAGCAGAGCCUACAAAUCCAGGCGAACUCGCUGAGAAGGAAGGAAUCAACGAUGCCGUGCACCAGGAGCACAAGGAGGGCGUGAAGGUAGAGACUGUUCAUGGCUCAGUGGCUCUGGAUUUAGCUAGGCGGACCAGUCCCCCGAAUCCGUGGAGUGUUCAGAUGAGAAAGCUAUAUCUAUUCUUGACUGUGGCAUAUCUUUGUUCAGCCCUAAACGGAUUCGAUGGCUCGCUCAUGGGUGCUCUGCUUCCUAUCAAGCAGUUUCAAGACACCUUCGGCGCCGGCUUGGUCGGUUCUAAAGCUUCUUUGAUCCAGGGAAUGUACACAAUUGGAGGUGUCUGCGCGCUGCCCUUCGUCGGAGUUGUCCUUGAUACUUGGGGUCGCCGGAGCGGCAUGUUUGCUGGGUCCUGCUGUGUUGUCGUGGGCACUAUUCUUGGUGGAACUGCCAACCACAUGAAUCAAUUACUUGCUAGCCGAUUCUUCCUUGGUUUUGGAUACUCCUUGGCGUCCUCUGCCGCACCCGCCUACGUCGUCGAGAUGAGUCAUCCUGCAUACCGUGACAUUCUGACCGGUUUAUACAACUGCCAAUACUUUGUCGGCGCUAUUGCUGCUGCUGGUGCCUGUCGCGGAUGCCUAAAAUACGAGAGUUCCCUGGCGUGGCGCAUCCCCAUUUGGUGCCAGAUGAUUUCGUCCGGCAUGGUACUGAUGACGGUUUGGUUUAUUCCCGAGUCACCUCGUUGGCUCUAUAGUCAUGGGCGCCGUGAGGAAGCCUGGGGUGUUAUCACCAAGUAUCACGGUGAGGGAAACCGGGAUAAUGCCUACGUUCACCUACAGGUUCGAGAAUAUGAAGAGGGGAUCAACCUUGAAGGCUCGGAUAAGAAGGCAUGGGACUUUAGAGAACUCAUUAACACAAAGGCAGCCAGAUGGCGCCUGGGAUGUGUGGCUAUAGCAUCAUUCCUGAGCCAGUGGGCGCAGGCUGGUGUCACGAGCUACUACAUCGGCGGGCUUUUGGAGUCAGCUGGUAUGACCGAUACAGAGGAUGUGCUGAACAUCAAUCUUGGCAACACAAUCCUCUCUGCUGCUGGAGCCUACUUGGGAAGCUAUCUGGGCCCAAAAUUCCGACGGAGACCUAUGAUGCUUGGCGUGUCCGUUGCUUGCUGUGUCUGCUUUGCGGCUUUUUCAGCCACCACCGGAGUGUACAAUAAGACGGAGAACCAAGCAGCGGCCACCGCCUCUAUUGCGUUCAUCUUCUUGACCGGUCUUGUUUUCAGCAUUGGCUGGACUCCAUUGCAAGCCAUGUACGCCGUCGAAUGUCUUUCAUACGAGACUCGUGCCAAGGGUAUGGCCAUGUACUCUGUCUUCACCAACAUUGCCUUGCUGGUGAAUCAGUUCGGAGUCGGAAAUGCAAUCAGUGUCAUUGGAUGGCACAUGUAUAUCAUUUUGGCAGGCUGGAACGUUGUCCAGGGAGUGAUCAUUUACUUCUUCGCCGUUGAGACAAACGGACGGACCCUCGAAGAACUUACGGAGAUCUUUGAUGCCCCCAAUCCCCGCAAGAAGAGUACAGAACGCCAGCAAGUCUUGGUUUCCGAGAAUGCGAACGAGGUGGUGGAAGUUAAGACUGCAUAG